GGCGGAGCGGCCGCGGCUCCUCCUCCAUCCUCUGCUGCGAGCAUGGCGCGGGAGGCCGCGCUCGCCGCCUGCCUGGAGGCCGUGCUGGGCAACCGCUCCAGCGCCAACCGCGUCUUCGAGCUCCUGGAGCCGCUGGCGGGCCAGGAGGAGCCGGAGGACAUCGUGAGCGCCGCCAGGAUCUGCGGCCGGCUCUUCGGGGCGCUGCUGGAGCGGGGGGAGCUGUUCGUGGGGCCGCUGCCCGAGCAGGACGCCUCUCUGGGCGAGAGCUACAGCGCCCAGGACAAGUACAGGAUAUGGAUGCGGCACCGCUACAGGGACUGCAUAGGCUGCCUGGGAGAGCUCAUGGGACACGAUUCCUUCCAGGUCAAGGAGCAGGCGCUCUGCACACUCAUGAAGUUUGUAGAAUUGGAGGCACAGUAUCCACUGAUCAAAAUAGAGUGGAAGGGAACUUUAACUUUUCCAUGUGACCUUCUUAAUGUGGUUGUUGAUGGUUUGCUUCCCACCACCGAGGACGCCUCCCUGCUGAUCUCCCGCUUCCAGGAGUACCUGGAGUACGAUGAUGUUCGCUACUUUGUCAUGAAGGCUGUCACUGCCAGCAUCGGGCAGGUCAUGCAAAAGACAAAGGAGAGGCCGCUGCCUUUUUACCAGCAGAAUGUGUUUUCCCUCAUCUCACCCAUUAACAUGCCAAACAAAGAGUCUGAGAUGGUCAAAUUUAUGGUAAAGCAAGAUAACUGUGAGGAGUUGAAAUUUUCAAAGCUGCAGGCACACAGGCAGGUGUUUCAAAAAAUGUGGCUGACUUUUUUGAAGCACAAGCUGCCCCCUGGCCUUUACAAGAAGGUUCUUGUCAUUCUGCACGACUCUGUCCUGCCUUACAUGAACGAGCCCACUCUCAUGAUGGAUUUCUUGACAGUGGCCUAUGGCAUAGGUGGAGCAAUCAGUCUUCUAGCCCUAAAUGGGUUGUUUAUUUUGGUUCAUCAGCAUAAUCUGGAGUAUCCUGACUUUUACAAGAAGCUGUACAGCCUGUUAGACCCUUCCAUCUAUCACGUGAAGUACCGAGCUCGCUUUUUCCACCUGACUGAUCUCUUUUUGUCUUCAUCGCACCUGCCAGCCUACCUGGUGGCAGCGUUCAUCAAGCGGCUGGCGCGGCUGGCGCUCACGGCUCCUCCCGAGGCUCUGCUCAUGAUCCUCCCCUUCAUCUGCAACCUGUUCCGCAGGCACCCGGCCUGCAAGGUGCUGCUGCACAGGCCAGCAGGGCCAGCAGAUAUGUCAGAAGAUCCAUAUGUUAUGGAGGAGGAGGAGCCAUCUGAAAGCAGGGCUUUGCAGAGCUCUCUGUGGGAGAUCCAGUCUCUCCAGAGCCAUUAUCACCCAGAUGUGGCCAAGGCAGCUGCUGUCCUGAACCAGUCCCUGUCUGAAAUGGAGGAUGACAUAUCGGGGCUCCUGGAGCUCUCAGCUGCUGAGCUUUUUGAUAGAGAAGUAAAGAAAAAGGCUGUUGAUGUGCCCCUGGAGUUUGAGCCUGUCCGAGGUUUGUUUGGGAAGAAGAAUGAUAUUUUUGCAGAGCACUUCAGUUUAGACUGAUGCCAUCUCUUACCAAAACACAUCUGUCAGCAGCUGGAUCUUAGGGACACACAGAAAGCUCCCAUGUGCUCUGCAGCCCUUCCCUGUGAGCAGAGCUGCACUGCUUGAGCUGCAGCCUUCUUCCUGCUCCUGGACGGACUUUGCUGUGUUUCUCACACUUGCAUUCUGCCAUCUGGUAUUUGGGAGGGAUUUCUCCUCAGAGCAAGGAUUUCUGGACUUGUUCAUGGCUGGGAUUCCAGUCCUUCCCCCAGAGCUGCUGCUGGCUGUGGCCAGGAGCUGCAUCAACAGACACCUCACUGCUGUUCCAUGGGACUGAGGGGCAUUGCAUUCUCUGACUGCUCUUAUUUUUCAGAUGUUUUACUUUUAUAUGAGAGCUGACAGCCUGUUUGUAAUAAAUGUCUUCAAUACAUAAAUGUAAACACCUGAUAUAUUAUAAUUAUAUUUUUAUAUGCAUUUUUAAGCUCAUCUUGAGAGGGAUGUUUAUAUUCCUUGUACUCAGCACUCCCACGUUCAAGGCAUUGAAACUGGUUUGUCUGACAGCUCAGAAGGUGCUCAGUAAAUCCAUCUAGGAAAUGUUGCUGGUGUUCCUUCCUCUACACCCAUCUCAUGCACUGAGGUUGCUGGAUUCCAAAUGCUCAUGAGCUUUGGAAGUGAACAUAAUCCUGGUGCCUGCUGUAGCAGGGAGGCCAGCUGAUGUGCAGUGGGAGGCUAAUCCUUGAGUUUUGCUUCAGAAUGAUAAGCAGCUUGCUGUGGUUUUGCUUGCAGCAUGUGUUCUAGGAGCUCUGGCCAGAGUGUAUCCAGGGGCUAAUAACUUUUUAAUUCCACUGCUACUGGAUGCUUUUGUUGGUUUUUCAUAUACUUCCAGAAGUCAUGCACAAAUUCCAUUUGAUGAGGUUUCCCCCCAAGGUUUUAAGUUUGAGAUAAACUCAUUAUUAACUUCACAGAUGAAGUCAGGACUUUUUUAAAACUCACUUUCAACAAUUUAAUGUUACCUCCUUAGAUUUAAACUCUGCUUGCAUAAUUUGAAAUCAUAUUUUGUGGAAGAGUAAAUUACAAUCAAGAAAGCAGAGGCCAAAAAAUCCAAUUUCUGGCAGCCAAGUCUGGUUAAGUCAAGGAAAACUGCAGCUGUCUUGGAGACACUGAAGUGUUACAUUUUCUUCAUCCAGUUUUUUCAUGCUUUCCAAACAGUGGACGUGUCCUCACAGUGUAGAGCUCUACAUUUUUUUUUUUCCUUUCUGAUGCUUUUGAAUUCAGAUGGGGUCUUUCUGAGGAUUGAUAUUUCUCCUCUUUUUCUUUGGAAGUCUCUUUCUUUGUUCUCUGGUGAAAGGGCAAUGCCUCCUCCCUGGCCAGCCUGCUUUUCUUCUUUCUUUGACUUGUGGUAUCUGAGGUGGGAAGGCAGAAUGGUUGAGAUGGAACUUUCAACUUGAGAGGCCUCAGUUCAGGUUCACCCAAGCCUUGUAUUUCAUCUUUAAGAUGUAUCUCCCUUUGUCGUGGGGUUCUGUCUCUGUGUGUUUGGUAAACAUCUUGAGGUGCUCUGCUGUAGCAAUGAGAACCACGUGGCUCACUUUGAAAGAGGGCAGUGUAUCAUCUCAGACGGAAUUAAUGACUAUAUUUGAAAGGAUGAA
Molecule: messenger RNA, 3200 nt
Organism: Zonotrichia albicollis (white-throated sparrow)
Lineage: Eukaryota; Metazoa; Chordata; Aves; Passeriformes; Passerellidae
Gene: NOC4L
Product: nucleolar complex associated 4 homolog
Biological process (GO): ribosome biogenesis
Cellular component (GO): nucleolus; small-subunit processome; Noc4p-Nop14p complex
Source: RefSeq, a predicted model, not a curated record